Messenger RNA from Episyrphus balteatus (marmalade hoverfly), 990 nucleotides. RefSeq lists its product as uncharacterized. Bases 111 to 929 code for a protein of 272 amino acids. The transcript has 2 exons. NCBI's taxonomy places the organism in Eukaryota, Metazoa, Arthropoda, Insecta, Diptera, Syrphidae. Gene Ontology annotation, biological process: regulation of transcription by RNA polymerase II. The record is from RefSeq and is a predicted model, not a curated record. Gene Ontology annotation, cellular component: transcription regulator complex; nucleus.
CACAAACACUUUCCAUCAGCUGCGCGAUAGAUUGCGAUUAAACGUGACUAUCGCCGGCCGCAUGUAUCAACAACAUCGAAGACGAAGUACACAAAACACAAUCGCUCGCAAUGGACGUGGAAAAGUUGAUUCUUUGUGUAAGAAAAUAUCCAAUUUUGUAUGAUAUGUAUAAUAGUGAAUAUAAAAAUCUUAAACAAAAGGAUCAAAUUUGGGAUGAAAUUGGAGAGGCGCUUCAAGAAAGUGGGGAAGAAUUAAAAAAGAAAUGGAAAAAUCUUCGUGAUUGCUAUGCGAGAUACCUACGAAGCUGGGAUAUGAAAGCAAGUCGUACCGCACCAUAUAACACACGCUAUUAUAAAUUCUGGCCAUGGGCCAAACAAAUGGAUAUCUUCAAACCCUAUCUAAGGUUUGCCAAAGGCCAAACUGAAACUGAUCUCAAUGAAAGUAAUGGUGAUCCAACAACAACAAGUUCAAAUGCGGAAUCAUUACAACAAAUAAAACAAGAAGAUGAUGAUAAUGAUACACAAUACGAAAUUGAACAACCAAUACCCACAUCAUCAAGAAAAAGAAAAAAUAAUUCUCCUCCAUCAGCACCACCAACGCCACCAGCAUCGUCGUGGAGGAAAAGAAAAAGUGAAACAGAAAAUUCAGUUGAUAAAGUUUUAAAAUUUCUUAAACAAAAACGAAAAAAAUCUGAAACUAAUCCUUUGAGUCUAAAUGCAACUGAACAUAUGUUUUUAAGCUUUGCAAAAACUAUUGAUACCUUUUCGCCUCGUAGACAAGCUUCAAUCAAGAUGCGAAUAACUAAUAUGGUGCUGGAAGAAGAACUCUUAGAAAAAGAAGAGCAGGAGGGUAAAGUGGAGGUGGAUAGUAAUGAAAAUGACCUCCAACCAACAAUUUCUUCCAUAGUCAAGUAUGAAGCAGAUUUUUAAGAAUUUUUUUGUAUUAAAGAUGGAGAAAAAUAAAUUAAAUAAAUGAUGAAAUGUUAUUACA